AUUUUUUGGAUUCAUUGCUCCCUCUCAUCAUGUAGAGAGAGGCAAAGGGGAAAACAAAAUGAAAUGUCCGUAUUGCUCAGCACCGCCGUCAAACGGCCGGUGCACAACCACUCCAACAGGGCGGCACAUAACAGAGUGCACUUCCUGCGGCCGUGUAAUCGAAGAACGCCAAACCCAAACCCACCACAUCUUCCACCUCCAAGGCCAAGACUCCCCCCUUUUACUCUCCACCUCCGACCUCCUUCUCUCUCCUCCGCAACCACCGUCACCUGACCCCGAAGACCCCUUCGACCACACUGGCUUUAUCACUGCCUUCUCCACCUGGUCCCUCCGCCACUCUCCUCUCUUCGCCACCUCUUCUCUCUCCUUCUCCGGCCACCUCGCCGAGCUCGAGCGUGCUCUGGAGGGUACUUCUGUCAAUUCUUCAUCUUCAUCUUCUGGGGUUGUUGUUGAUAAUUUGAGGGCUUAUCUUCAGAUUGUUGAUGUGGCUUCUAUUUUGGGGUUGGACCGUGAUAUUUCUGAUCAUGCUUUUCAGUUGUUUAGGGAUUGUUCUUCUGCUACUUGUUUGAGGAAUCGUAGUGUUGAAGCUCUUGCUACUGCUUGCCUUGUUCAGGCUAUUCGUGAGGCCCAGGAGCCCCGUACCCUUCAGGAAAUCUCAAUAGCAGCGAACCUCCCUCAGAAAGAGAUUGGAAAGUAUAUCAAGAUCCUGGGUGAAGCUCUACAACUCAGUCAACCAAUUAAUAGCAACUCUAUUGCUGUACAUAUGCCUAGAUUUUGCAACCUUCUCCAGCUAAAUAAAUCCGCUCAGGAACUUGCAACUCACAUUGGAGAAGUUGUGAUGAACAAAUGUUUCUGUACGCGUAGGAACCCUAUAAGUAUAUCAGCUGCUGCUAUUUAUCUGGCCUGUCAACUAGAAGAUAGACGCAAGACGCAGGCAGAAAUUUGUAAGGUAACAGGUCUCACUGAGGUCACACUCAGAAAAGUCUAUAAAGAGCUGCUUGAAAACUGGGAUGAUCUCCUCCCGUCUAAUUAUACUCCAGUUGUCCCUCCUGAAAAAGCAUUCCCAACUACUACUAUAGCAUCCGGCCGUUCUGUAACCCCUAGAGCCGAACUACCAGAAAUUCCUACUUUAGAUCGAGAGAGCAAGCAGCCCAAAACGAAUCAGAUUUCCGAGACAACUCAUGUGGACAGGGUAGUCAAGGGAGAGAAUGACAACAAUGCCCCUAGUACAAAAAAGGUAUCCUCUUCUUGGAAACCGGUGGUUCAGCUAGGUUCUAAUGUUGUAAAGAAAAGUGGUGAGAUGAAUCAAGGGACUGGCUUGAAGUUUAAUUCCAGUAUGCAAGAAGCCGAGCAAAAAAGCAUUGGGUCUAUGAGGCCUAAUCCAUUUGUUGCAGCUCAGGUCUUCGGUGCAACUUCUUCAUCUUCAUCGCGACCUAAUCAAAAUUCACAACCAGCGCAAUACCAAACAGCAGGAGGUUCGUCUGAGCUUAAGGACUCCGGCAGACAUAAUCAAGGCAAAGGUUCUGAUACAGCUGGGGGAAGAUGAUUGGCUGUAGUGUAUUUCUUGACUUGAGUAUUUUUUAAGGGGUUUUUUUUUGUGGGGAUUUUUGCGGUUUCUUCAUUGUGUAUAACUUUGCUUCCUUUCCAUGAGGUAGAAGAUGGUCGUCCCGUUAUCGCUUUUGGGUCAAUUGAAAACAACCUCUCUGCAAUUGCAGGGAUAAGGUUGUAUACGUCCGACCCCCCUUUACCCCACUUGUCGCGGGAGCCUCUUUGAUGAUAAUGACUUCAUUGUGUAUAACUUGUGUUGUGGUGUAGAGAACAGAGUUUGUUAUUUUCAAUGUCGGGAUGGCUUAUUUUGUUGA
Messenger RNA from Spinacia oleracea (spinach), 1862 nucleotides. RefSeq names its product plant-specific TFIIB-related protein 1. Gene Ontology annotation, biological process: transcription preinitiation complex assembly; DNA-templated transcription initiation. Gene Ontology annotation, molecular function: TBP-class protein binding. Lineage: Eukaryota; Viridiplantae; Streptophyta; Magnoliopsida; Caryophyllales; Amaranthaceae. Gene Ontology annotation, cellular component: nucleus; transcription preinitiation complex. The record is from RefSeq and is a predicted model, not a curated record. The coding region runs from base 59 to 1546 and encodes 495 amino acids. The transcript is spliced from 3 exons.